Messenger RNA from Rhincodon typus (whale shark), 1569 nucleotides. It is a transcript of the gene dntt, whose product is annotated as deoxynucleotidyltransferase, terminal. Lineage: Eukaryota; Metazoa; Chordata; Chondrichthyes; Orectolobiformes; Rhincodontidae. Bases 1 to 1569 code for a protein of 522 amino acids. The record is from RefSeq and is a predicted model, not a curated record. The transcript has 11 exons. Gene Ontology annotation, cellular component: nucleus. Gene Ontology annotation, molecular function: DNA binding; DNA nucleotidylexotransferase activity; DNA-directed DNA polymerase activity. Gene Ontology annotation, biological process: double-strand break repair via nonhomologous end joining.
AUGAGCUUAGCAGGAAGCCUGGGAGGAAUGGGAAUCAUACCAAAGAGGAAAAGGCAGAAAGCGACAAAAGUCUGCAGUUCACAAAGUAAACACGAAGUCAGAUUUCAAGAUCUGACCAUAUUUAUUGUAGAAAGAAAAAUGGGAUCAAGUAGAAGAUCGUUUCUGAUGGAUUUAGCACGCAAGAAAGGAUUCAGAGUCGAAGAUGUCAUGAGUGAUUCAGUCACACAUAUUGUGACAGAGAAUAAUUCUUGGAAUGAAAUUUGGGACUGGAUUCAAAACCUGAAGCUGUUAAAUGCAGGCAAGCUUAAGAUGCUCAAUAUCUCCUGGUUCACAGACAGCAUGGCUGCUGGAAAGCCUGUGGAGAUAGAGGAACGGCAUAAGCUUCAGGUGCAGAAGCUGCUUCAAUCAAAUUUUCCAUUACCUCCACCGGUGGUAACUAUUUCUCAGUAUGCAUGUCAGAGGAGAUCAACCCUCAACAAUAGAAACAAAAUAUUCACGGACGCACUGGACAUUUUGGCAGAAAAUUUUGAGUUUAAUGAAAAUGAAAGCACCUAUGUUGCAUUUGCAAGAGCAACUUCCUUAUUAAAGUCCCUUCCAUACACAAUAAGUAAAAUGGCAGCCCUGGAUGGACUACCCUGUUUCGGAGACCAGACAAGAGCCAUAAUUGAGGAAAUACUGGAAGAUGGGGUUAGCUCGAAGGUCGAGAAUUUGCUAUGUGAUGAGAAGUACAAAGCAAGAAAGCUAUUCACGAGUGUCUUUGGUGUGGGAUUGAAGACUGCAGAUAAAUGGUAUGGACAAGGAUUUCGGACAUUAGAGGCAGUAAAAGCAUCCAAGGAUUUAAAAUUUACCAAAAUGCAGAAAGCAGGUUUUUUGUACUACGAGGACAUCAAUAAUGCUGUAACAAGACCAGAGGCAGAAGCUGUAGCUCAAAUUAUAGAAACCAUCGUUCAUGGCUACACACCUGAUGCCAUUGUGACUUUAACAGGAGGUUUUAGAAGAGGUAAGGAGACUGGCCAUGAUGUGGACUUUUUGAUCAACUGCCCAGAAACCAUGGAUGAAAACUUUCUUCGUAAGAUAGUCAAUAAGCUGGACAUUCGGGGUCUGCUUCUGUACUACGAUAUGGUGGAGGCCACAUUUGAAAAAAGAAAAUUACCCAGCAAAAAAUAUGAUGCCAUGGAUCAUUUUCAAAAAUGUUUUCUUAUCCUAAAAUUGAACAAAGCGCUGGUGAAGAACAGAGUCCUCGGUACGUCUUCUGUGUCUGCAGCAAGGCCAACUGAUAAGGGGGCAGAACCUGAAGUAAAAACUCAAGUUAAAGAUUGGAAGGCUAUCCGUGUGGAUCUGGUCAUUGUGCCUACUCAGCAGUUUGCCUAUGCACUUUUAGGAUGGACUGGAUCAAGACAGUUUGAACGUGACUUAAGAAGAUACACCAGCCAUGAGAAAAACAUGAUACUGGACAACCAUGGUCUAUAUGACAAAAAGAAGAAAGUAUUCCUGAAUGCUAAGACAGAAGAAGAAAUCUUUGCUCACCUGGAUUUGGAAUACAUUGAACCGUGGGAAAGAAAUGCAUAA